AUGCUGCUCGCUUUGCUGCGCACCCGCCUCCUGAGCCAGGCCCCGCUCGUGACCGCGAGGGGAUCUGUGCCUGCAGUGCGACACACUCACUCAUCAUCGAGCAGCACCGGCGGCAGUGCAAGCGACGACGAGCUCCAAGCUGCACGCAAGUGGCUCGCGGAGCUGCAUGCGGAGGCGAUCCCUCUUCAGAGCAUUGGCGAAUUGAGCUUUAGCAGAUCUUCCGGGCCCGGUGGUCAAAACUGUGCUCAAAGAGUCAAUUCCAAAGCCACCCUCAAAGUGCCGCUGGACACCCUUCUGCGCCAUGUGCCUGUCGCUCUCCACAGCGACAUCCGACGUUCGCGCUAUGUAGCUGCAAAAUCAAACACCUUCAUCGUCCAGGCCGACGAUAGUCGCAAGCAGAGCGACAAUGCACAGAGCUGCUACAAGCGUCUCUACCAGGCCAUUGCCGAGGCGGCACAGCGCGCUGUGCCUUCCGAGACGUCUGCGGAGCAGGCACGGCGUGUCAAACUUUUACAGCAGUUUGAUAACGAGCGCCGCUUGAAGCACAAGAAGCAGCAGAGCGCUAAGAAAACCUCGAGGCGAAGCCGGGGUGAUGAUUGA
Molecule: messenger RNA, 600 nt
Organism: Pyrenophora tritici-repentis Pt-1C-BFP
Lineage: Eukaryota; Fungi; Ascomycota; Dothideomycetes; Pleosporales; Pleosporaceae
Source: RefSeq, a predicted model, not a curated record